This is a messenger RNA of Rubroshorea leprosula, 1219 nucleotides long. NCBI's taxonomy places the organism in Eukaryota, Viridiplantae, Streptophyta, Magnoliopsida, Malvales, Dipterocarpaceae. The record is from the annotation of a GenBank genome assembly.
GAUGAUUUGCUAAACAAAGGGUGUAAUAUUCCAAAUUUUCUGAAAUUCAAGCAUUUAAGUUAAGGACCUUUGUGUGAGAAAAUAUUAUUUUGGGGCUUAUUAGCUAAAAUAUCCAAAUUGAGGGACUUAAAAGAGAAAAUGAAUUGGAUAAGGAUCAGCUAUUUUUUUUCCCUUCUUUCUUUCUUCUUCAGCCCGCGUGUUCUGCUCUUCUUCUUCUUCCCUGCAGCCGGCAAGAAAACCCAGCCAAGCCGACAGCCUUCCCUUUGAAAAACCGGUAAAAGCUUGGGGAUUUCUCCUUCUUUUCUUGUUCUAGAACACAUAAAGAACCUAGAAACCUUCCCCUCUCUGCAGAAUUUUCGGAUCUGCUCUGCUCGGUUCCCUCCGUCUGCUGUUCUUGCCGGUGAUUGGGUGUGGAUUUUCCAAAUUUUCGAUCCCGAAUUUCUCCCCAAAUUGCCGCCAACCUUCCCUUAGCUUGCAGCUCCGGUUCUGUUGGCUAGAAUUCUGGGGGAGGUUUAUAAACACUAGUACAUGUCAACAUGUUAUUGAUAGAACCAGUUCGUUCGAGUGGCCUUGCUAGUGGGGGUUAUACACCAGCAAAUAGUGUAGCCUGUCAGUGGGAGGUUUAUAACACUGGCCAUGACCUAUAGAGGAGACGUCUAUUUCGUUCUCGUACUGUAUCUGUUUUUCGUGAUUACAGUUGUUGGAAUGCUAUAAGUUUAAUAAGGGGCACUCCAUAUUUUAUUUACUGAGUUUAUCUCAUAGUUUUCCUUGUCCACCAUUUCAGGAAGCAAAGUCAAGGACGGGAAAAAACAAGGGGAGUGACAAGUUAGAAGGCUAGCCAUUUUGUAAAUUUGAUAUAAAUUUUAGAUAUAAAUCAUGAUCUUAUAAGCUAGAUUUUAAUUGGAGAUUUUAUAAAUUCAUUGAAUGGAUUGUUAGUUUACAAGAGAUUUGACCUUGAGAUUUUGAGCUUAAGUCAUGUUGGACAUGGAAUUAUUUUGAAAUAUCUGAUUUAAUUUAUUGGAUUGUCAGAUGUGAAUUGGAUAAGUUCCGAGUUUUGUGCAUUUGUGGGACCUUUUCACAAGUGUACGGCGUCUGUCAUGUCCCCGGAUUUGGGUUCUGGGGCGUGACAAAGGAUGUAAUGAUGUUGAGGGGGAUCAAGGAGGAAGAAAAGGAAGGAGUUUUUUUAAUGUAAGUAUGAUUAUAAAUAAGCUUGAGUUCA